AUGGAAGGUGCGCGCUUCCGCGCACUCGAUAUCAAUAGUGCGGGGCAGCCUGCAUCGCCCGCGCUCUCAACGCUGGUUCUUCCAACGCCUGCUGUUGUGAGGCCGCUUACACUUCAGGCGUCCGUUGUGGGAGACGCGAAAAUGGACGGCUACGACAAAGAAAAUGCAACACGCGAGAUUGUUAGAAGCGACACGCCCGUAGUACUGGAGACAGAAGGCAAACACCAAUCCCGCUCUCCGGCGAAGUCAUCAACACAGAUCGAGACUCGACAGUCGACUCCCACGAGAAUGUUUCCCCUCGGUCCGGCCGCUGCUCCCAAGAACCCGAGGAAGAACUCACAGAGCCACAAUGGUUUUCAUGCUACCAAUCGCCCAUCCAUCAAUUCUCCAAGAAGCCGUCCUUCAAAGCGUCCUUCGAGUCCACUCAAGCGAACACCUGCCCCAGGAAAGAACGAACGUUUCGAGACAACACCAACAGGUUUUCGAUAUACUAUCGAGCUACCUGAGAGCAAAAUCGUGCCGAAGAAAGAUAGCGGCACCACUCCAAGCAAGUCUAAAACUUCUACGCCGGUGAAAGGCUUCGCGCGUAUGGAUAGUACUUCCAAGACAAACAGCCCCGAACGAGCGAUCAGCCCAUCGAAAUCGAGGUCCAUAAGCCCGCGGAAGGAGCUGUUGCAGACGCGUGCUGCGAGUCCGGAGAAGAAGAGCGUUGGGACUGGUGUGGAUCAAGCGGAGCCGACUCCGAAGGCCCACAAGAAGCGCGAUUCGGUGAAGUUGACGAAGACGAAUUGUGUGCAUGCCGGCACGCCGACUGUUGAAGUUACGAAGGGUGACAUGUGGACGGGUGUGCAAUUCCGCUCGCCUUUUACGUCUGAGACUAGUAGUAGUGUCGAAAUGCAGGUGAAGGAAACCGAGGCGAGUGAAGGUGAACGCAGAUUAGGUAUGAACGGUGUGUCCUCUUCACCAGUAUCUAUGGAGUCUCAAGAAAAAUCUACUCCGAUUAAAGAGAAGGCGAGCGUACCAUCGAGGAAGCAGUCGAUACCAACCAACUUUGGCGAAAUGCUUAGGAACUCGAGCCAAAAUUUGCUACACACCCGUUCAAGUUUGUUUGACGAAGUCCCUGAUAAGAAGCAGUCCACCAGUCCCACAAUCCUGGAAAAGGCUAGACGGAAAUCCGAAAUCGUGACUGAAUCUCUGCUUGGAGUCAUUGCGAAGCCGAACUUCCACGGCGACUCUCUGACGGAAGAUGUGGUCGCACCAGUAGUCAAAGACUUCGCCAAUGAAGCGAAUGAUCGAACGAACAAGGUCGUUAUGGAAGAGGCCAGAACAAGAGUACAUAAGAGUCAGACAGACAGAAGGGUGUCGUUCGCCAAUACCCCCCGAACGCCGACUGGCACUCCACCGGCCCUCAUCGCAGCAAUGGAAGCAGACAUGGACGGCAUACGCAACAGCCUUCGACGAUCACUAGGCGACGGGGACGCAGCCGCACCUCGAGGUCCUGACCUCACGCGUUGGCUAGGCUCCAGCACAAACGAUAAAAGUAAAAGUCUUCCAGACUUAUCUCUCAGUACAGACGCAACGAACGUUGGUAACACGCCUCGUCGCAGCCUGCACGAGCGUAUGGCAGCCGCAAAGCAGAACAUCUUGUCGAGAAGUUCAUCACGCUCGAAGAAGACGGCUCCAUCACCGCUUCCACUGCGAACAGUUAGCAAGACUGAAAGGAAGGAGCACUUCCACUCACGUCUGCCUCGCCUAUCACCUACGAAACCUAAAACGCAGCUCAGGGUGCCUGGAACCAUCCCACAAGCGCCUCGAACCUCGCCCUUUGAAGUUGCAAAAGCUGCACCGCUGACACCCAGCCGCGUCCCAGCGAUGGCCUCGCACCGUGCUCGCUAUACACGCGAGACCCAGGACAGAGGGGAGAACGUGGGUUUUGCGAGCUCAGAGGAUAUCGCAAAGCAAGUCGAGGAGUGGAACAGCAUCUCGCAGCAGCCAGAGACGAAGCCCGCCGUUCGAGCACCGCAGCCAAAAUCAGUAGCAAAAACGCCCAUCAAAACGACGGCCAGGGUGACGACGACUCCACGCUCAAACCCCACCUUCAUGAGUCCAACAGCUACCAGCAAUGCAAAGUUGGAAAAGCGGAAAGAGACGAAGAGCUACACGCCUCCAGGCUCACCCGCCACACCAGGCAUGCUUCCGCGGUCUCCGAGACAGGCACAUCUCUUUGCUUCCAAACCUACCCCUUCACCUGCCAAGAAGAAACUUUCACCGCUGAAGAAUCCUAAAAUCCGCGCCCUCACAGCCGCCGCCCCGCGGACGCCUCUGCCCCGCAACAAGGGUGACGUGAGAGGGAUGAAUAGGGGAGCUCUGCGCACGCCUAGCAAGGAGAUGGGAAACAAGUUGGACGCAGAAAUUGAUGCGCAUCUGGAGCGCGAGGCGCUGGCUGGACGCGUCUUUACGCCGAGCGGGCAGCGGAUUAGUGAUUUGCUAGCUAGGAGGCGGAAGAGCGGGGAGUUGAGAAGUGGAGAGGAUGCGAAUAAGGUAGUUAAUCCUAAGGGGACGGGGUGA
Messenger RNA from Didymosphaeria variabile, 2568 nucleotides. RefSeq lists its product as uncharacterized. The record is from RefSeq and is a predicted model, not a curated record. Lineage: Eukaryota; Fungi; Ascomycota; Dothideomycetes; Pleosporales; Didymosphaeriaceae. The transcript has a single exon. The coding region runs from base 1 to 2568 and encodes 855 amino acids.